Messenger RNA from Williopsis jadinii, 3204 nucleotides. It is a transcript of the gene RGA2, whose product is annotated as GTPase-activating protein RGA2. The transcript has a single exon. Gene Ontology annotation, cellular component: cytoplasm. Lineage: Eukaryota; Fungi; Ascomycota; Saccharomycetes; Phaffomycetales; Wickerhamomycetaceae. The record is from RefSeq and is a predicted model, not a curated record. The coding region runs from base 299 to 3178 and encodes 959 amino acids. Gene Ontology annotation, biological process: regulation of GTPase activity; signal transduction.
GUGAGAUUUUACGCCCUGGCUCCAUUCUCUAGUCAGACAGAGAUAUUCACUUACCACAUCUCACUGGUGGGAAUAGAAAGAGGACACUGGUGGUUGUGAAAUUUGCAAGGGAUAGUAGCAAAGAAGCAACACAGAGCUGUGUUUGAGUGCAUUCCCUCCACGACUAUAAUAGCAAGCCUGGACGGUGUUUUGUUGUAUUCGUCAUUGUCAAUCAAGAAUUACACACGCGGACCAUCUCCACUGAUUAGAGCGCUCCGUAUACCCCUUUACAUCUGUUACGAAACAUAUCUCGACACCAAUGGCAGAAGCGCUCGAGGAGUCGUCGUUCAUCGAUGACGAUAGCGAGACACAUCUCUGCAGGCGGUGUAACCUGCCCAUAAGUGAAGGGCACGCGUAUGAGCUUGGGGGUGAUAGAUGGCACAUGUACUGUUUCAGCUGCUCCAAAUGUACAAAGCUAUUGGGCACCAGCUCGAACUUCCUGGUGUUGGGUACCGGCGACUUGAUCUGCUCCGAUUGCUCAUACGCUUGUAACGCAUGUGGCAAGAAGAUUGACGAUUUGGCAAUAUUGACUGGAGAUCAAGCAUACUGUUCUACGUGUUUCUGUUGUCGCAAUUGUAAGAAGAGGAUCGAGGACCUGAAGUAUGCCAGAACGUCAAAGGGCUUGUUUUGUAUGUCGUGCCACGAGAAGCUGUUGGAGAGAAAAAGACAGCACGAGCACGAGAAGAAGAAGAGGAAUAGCCAGAAGAAUGCAACCAACAGGACAUCAACAAUGGAUAAGUCGUUACCAGAAGUCCCGCUAGCUUGUGAGCCUUUAAACUAUUCGAGCCCAGGGUCUACACUCUCUGUGUCUGGGGAGGCUAAGCUUGAUGACUUGACGUUUGGUACGACGGAUACCCUUGACAUUCCAAUGAGGUCGCCAGCAAGAACUCCAAAGUCAGCUGACAAGAAAGCAGAUAUGAUGCUCGAUGAUCCGGUUUCAUUCUCACCAACAAAGGCUUUGAACAAUGUAUCCCCUAGAGCUCAUCCCACAGAUGCUUUUUCAAAACCUAAUGAUGAGAAGUUGGACUAUAUGAAAACAAGGACCCCAAGAGGUGCUAGACCUUCCUCUCCUAUGAGACAAGUUGAAAACAGCGAUAAUAGACAUGCCCACGUUGUUGAGUCGCUAAGCUCGAGCUCUUCGACGAAUAUACUCUCCAGCUAUACAAAGAAGGAGAACACUGCUUCUCCUGCAAGAAAAAGUCCUCCUCCAAAAGUGGCUGCACCAUCUUUACCCCCAGAUGACGAUUUCAUCGAUAUGGAUGAUAGUGACAACGAUAUAAUUACACCGGACUAUUUGAAGGAAACUAGAGGGUUCGGUAGCACAAUGAAGCACAGUGAUAGUAUACCCACAGGACUCAACAUUCAAGGCUUACAAUCGUUUGAUGAGGAUUUCAACCAUACAUUAACAACAACUACUGUUGCUAAAGAACGCAAGGAUUCCUUUCCUACUGAUCCUCUCGAAGGAACUUCCGCUGAUCCAAAACAGUUCAUGUCACCUGGGCCCUUGAAGAAAACUGCCCAGACAAACCUCACGAAUGCUACUGAACCAUCGUCGUCGCUAUCUAGGUCGCUGUCCCUGAGAUCUCCAAAGAACUUUUUGAGCUUUAGAAAGCACAAGAAGACUCCUUCACAAAACUCUUUGGAGAGUUAUAAAAUUUCGUCUCCAAUGAUUGACAACACAAAUACUGGACCUUUUAAUGAAGCUCAUGAAGACACAACCAUCGAAUCCCUUACGAUGACCCCGAAGACCAACAAGCACUCACCAUACCAAGGAGCUGCGCUAUUCACAACACCUCCAGUACCAACUACUCACCACCACCAUCAUCACCAUAGUCAUACAAAUCGAAAGCUAUCAACUCAUAGCAGAUCCAGAUCGGACAUCAACACAGGAGACGAUGUUAUAUCUUCCGAGCUGGAGUUGAGAUCUCUGAGAACGGAAAUUUCAAAUCUGAAAAUGGCAAAGAGCUCUUUACUUGCUGAGAUAUCUCAGCUAUCGUCACAACGAGAUACUUUGAACCUGGAAAUUUUACAAUUGCACACGAAGUUUGAGGAGCUCAAGAUUAUCGGGCAGUCAUCAAAAUCGUCAUUAGAGGACGUUUCAGAGAUACCUGCUUCCGGAACUUCGUCUACGUAUUCGGGAAGUCAAGCACAACUUGCCGCGACCGUAUCUGCAUCCAACUCAUCCACUACUGUUCCUCUCAUAACCACCAACGAUAGCAGUGUUCAAAUGAUGGAAGAUGGUAAACAGCCAAGAUCCAAAGCACGUUUCUGGAAACGUGGCAACUUCUUCAGCAAGUCCGAACUCUUAUCAUCAUCUGUGUCAUCCAAUUCAAUCAAUCAAAUGGGGAACGAUUCCAACAAGAAUGGAAACCCGCAGAUUUCUGCACCUAUUAUGAGAAAAGAGGAGACUGAUGAGCUCGGUGGAAACGACAACAAGAAGUUGUUGAAUACAAAGGGCAUAGCUGUGGAACAGGUUCAACUGUUGAAGCAUAGUGGGACGCAUGGACUAAUCAUGUCUGAUCUAUUCAGCUCAUCAUUAGAAGCUCGUGCUCAAUAUGAGAACAGACCAAUCCCAUUGAUUGUCACAAGACUAAUCAAUGAAAUUGAAAAACGUGGGUUAGAUUCUGAAGGUAUUUACAGAAAGAACGGUGCAUCUUCCCAGACCAAUGCCAUAAUCAAGGCAUUCAACAACUUGUACCAGGCUGAGACUUCGAGUGAGUUGGAAAAUAGCCUGCAAGUUGGUGAUGUCAACGCCAUAUCGAGUGCACUGAAGAGGUACCUCUACUUCCAUUUGCCGGAGCCCGUAAUAACAACACAUGAGUAUGAGACGUUCAUCUCGAUCAACCGCAUACCCAGCGAUCAAGACAAGUUGAGUGCAUUGGCGAAGGUUGUCCUUUCCCUACCAAAGACAAACGAAUUGACCCUGGUUGCCAUGUUGAGACAUUUGAAGAGAGUUGAAAGCAUGUCUACAGUUAACAAGAUGACAUACCAUAAUUUGGCCGUUGUGUUUGCACCAACAUUCACACGGACCAGUGACGGUGAAAAGGAGCUCCUGGAUAUGGCACAGCGGAACAACGUUACUGAAUUUUUGCUAAUGAGACAAGAUGAAAUCUUGCAACUCGUUGAUGAACAAUAUUGAAAGGGUAUCACAACCUCCACCCCCAA